ACGGCUCGCGAAUUUUUUUCGCUGCUGCUCCAUUUGUAUUGUACAGGCCAAUUGGUUACGGAUAUUCUCCGACGAAGUAACAAUUAAUCGCGAGAGAUAUUUCUCAUAUCAACGCAUUCAUCAUGACUAUUUCAAUUGUUUUGGGCGCCCAAUGGGGUGAUGAAGGUGGGGGAAUGAAUUCCUUACGAUCCCGAUCCCGAUCCCGACUAUUAUCGUCUCAAGAUGAUAUAUAUGAUGCAAUCUACAUGAUGAACGCAGGAAUGCUGAUGCGCGGCUCUUUUUUUCCAUAUGAAUAGGAAAGGGAAAGAUUACAGACAUGCUCUCGCAGCAGGCUACACUUUGUUGUCGUGCCGCUGGCGGCCACAGUAAGUUUUCGCUUUUCACCGGAGCUCGCCCGCUCCCGUUUUGAUAUCAGGGCCCUGGUUCUUAUUGUUUGCGCUUUUCUUAUAGACGCCGGU
Aspergillus wentii DTO 134E9 is the source of this 458-nucleotide messenger RNA. RefSeq lists its product as uncharacterized. The record is from RefSeq and is a predicted model, not a curated record. The transcript has 2 exons. The annotation marks the transcript as partial. NCBI's taxonomy places the organism in Eukaryota, Fungi, Ascomycota, Eurotiomycetes, Eurotiales, Aspergillaceae.